This is a messenger RNA of Asparagus officinalis (garden asparagus), 1917 nucleotides long. RefSeq names its product replication protein A 70 kDa DNA-binding subunit B-like. Gene Ontology annotation, biological process: DNA repair; telomere maintenance. NCBI's taxonomy places the organism in Eukaryota, Viridiplantae, Streptophyta, Magnoliopsida, Asparagales, Asparagaceae. The transcript is spliced from 13 exons. Gene Ontology annotation, molecular function: DNA helicase activity. The record is from RefSeq and is a predicted model, not a curated record. The coding region runs from base 1 to 1872 and encodes 623 amino acids.
AUGGUCCACAAACAUGCUUUUGAAGCUGUCGAUAGAACAUUCAAAGAUAUAUUAGGAGCAGAAUGUUCUGAAAAUGUAAACAAACCUUUCGGUGGAAAGACAUUUGUGCUUGGGGGCGACUUCAGACAAAUACUUCCGAAAUUUCCUGGGAUGCCAAAUCAUGAAAUUAAACUUAAAGUUGGUACUCCUAUCAUGCUUUUGCGUAAUCUUAGCCCGGCAGAUGGUCUUUGCAAUGGUACGAGAUUAGUUUGUCCCACCUCGCCAAAUCUUGCAAGCAAUGAAAUAUUAUAUCCAACUGAAUUUCUAAAUUCACAGAAAUUUCCUGGGAUGCCAAAUCAUGAAAUUAAACUUAAAGUUGGUACUCCUAUCAUGCUUUUGCGUAAUCUUAGCCCGGCAGAUGGUCUUUGCAAUGCAAUUUCUCGAGUUACUUCACCACAGGGACUUAAAAUCCUCAUUGAAAAUGAAGAUGGAAUAGAUAACAAUGUAACAGAGAAUGUUGUGUACAAAGAGGAUAAUGAUGUUCAAGGGAACAUAAAAGCAACUGAGAUAUCUAGGUUCAGACCAAUGAUAGAAGAAGGGAGGAUUCAUAUUCUUUCUAAGUUCAAAGUGAUAACUGCGUAUGGUGAUUAUCGAGCAACUCAAAACAAUUACUUUAUAUGCUUCUUUAGACAGACUGAAAUUAAGACAUAUUUCAUAGAUGUUGUAGGAAUUGUGAAGGAUAUAUACCCAUUGGAAGAUUCUACUACUGGAGGGAAAAGACAAACUAGAAGAUCGCUAAAAAUAAUUAAUGAUUUGGGCGAGGAAUGUACAGUGACAUUAUGGAACAAAAUUGCAUUGGAUUUAGAAGAUCAAACUCAACAGUAUGACCCAAAUAAUAUGGUUAUGAUAAUCACUGGAAUAUUUGUAACAAAUUUUCGAGGAAAUAAUACAGUUUCUUCUAGCAGCGCGUCGAGAGUAUAUAUCAACUUUGAUGAUCCAAAGGUGAAGGAUUUAUCUCAGAGAUAUCUCAAUGACAGUGAAGAAUUGUUGCAAAUAAUUCCUACCCCGGUCAACUACUCAGCAGAUCAACCACAGCUUAUAAAAGCAACAAAUGGCACAUUGAAUGAUUUACUUUUCUUCAAUGACCCUGGGACUUCGAAUGAAUAUUAUUUCAUUUGCGAAGUUAUUAUCAUUGGUAUUAUUGAGCAUAUGAAAUGGAGAUACAGUGGUUGCCCUGAUUGUUCAAAAAAAUCUUUAAUAGCUGGUAAUUCAUUCUGGUGUGAGAAAUGUAACAAACAAGUCAUGGCACAAAACUGUUAUAAGAUAACACUAGAGGUCGAAGAUUAUUCAGCCGUUUCCACAAUAACAUUAUUCAACAGAGAAGCUGAGAAAUUGUUUAAGGUUUCUGCUGAUGAAAUGGCUAAGAAUUUGGUGAAGAUUAAAGGAAAGGAAGUUUUCCCACCAUUGAUUAAGGGGAUUGUGGGUAAGAAAAUUAAAGUUCAGAUUAAGCUUACUAAAUACAAUUACAUUGAGGGUAAUGAAGGAUUCACAGUUAUGAAACUGAUAGAGGACUUACACGACAGAAAUAAAGAAAGCUACAUCGAAAAUACACCACAGGAUGUGUUCGCCCAGCAAAAUUCUGACGUUAUUAGCCUUACUGAAGAAGGACCACCAACAACUCCAUUGACUACUCCUAUUUCAAAAUCUGUUUUGAAAAAUACUACUAACGUAAUGAUAAAACCAAAGAUUGAGAAGGCAGUAAACAACAAUUUGGUUGUAAAUAACAGCAUUGAAGUGGAAGAAAAGUCUGGUAAUAUUGAGCAACUCAAAUUGCCAAUGCAAGAAGGAAAUAAGAAAAGGAGAACCAAUCGAAGCGGUGGAAAAGAGAACUAACAGGUGGAAGACUUCACAACAACUUCUGAAGAGUUUUCAACCUAA